Molecule: messenger RNA, 1821 nt
Organism: Lotus japonicus
Lineage: Eukaryota; Viridiplantae; Streptophyta; Magnoliopsida; Fabales; Fabaceae
Product: cytochrome P450 83B1-like
Exons: 2
Coding region: 14-1513 (499 amino acids)
Molecular function (GO): heme binding; iron ion binding; oxidoreductase activity, acting on paired donors, with incorporation or reduction of molecular oxygen
Source: RefSeq, a predicted model, not a curated record
AAAGCUCUUGACAAUGGUGUCAUUUCUCCACUUAGUUCUAGCUCUUCCUCUAUUGAGUUUCAUCAUCCUCUUAUUGAAAUCUAGAACCAAUAAGAAACCAGCAACCGUUCUACCAGGUCCAAAAGGCCUUCCUAUCAUUGGUAAUCUUCAUCAACUAGACAAUUCAGGUCUCCAUUUCCAACUGUUGAACCUCUCAAAAAUCUAUGGUCCCAUUUUUUCUCUUCGUAUUGGGAUGAGGCCUGCCAUUGUUAUAUCCACACCCGGAGUAGCAAAAAAGAUCCUAAAUGACCAUGACCUUGAUGUUGCCAGGAGACCUCCCAAUCUUGGCAACCAAAAAAUCUCUUACAAUGGGACAGAGAUAAUAUUUUCUCCCUACAAUGAUACUUGGAGAGAGAUUAGAAAACUUGCUGUUGUCCAUUUCUUAAGCUUUAAAAAGGUCUCUAUGUUUUCCCAUGUAAGAAAAGAUGAGGUCAAAAAAAUGAUCAAAAAGAUAUCAGGGCAUGUUUGUUCUUCCAAAAUAACAAAUCUGAGUGAGAUAGUAUUGUCUACCUCUAUCUCUAUAAUUUGGAGAAUUGGUUUUGGGAGAAAGUGUGGCGAGGAAGGAGCUGAAAAAAGCAGGCUCCAUGGGCUUCUUAAUGAGACAGAGGACAUCUUCACUUCCUUCUUCAUUUCAGAUCACAUUCCUUUCAUGGGUUGGAUCGAUAGACUCACAGGGUUACGUGCUCGUGUUGAAAAUGCUUUCAAGAGAAUGGAUAUGUUUUCCCAAGAAGUCCUUGACGAGCACCUUGAUCCUAAUAGACUGAAGGAAACUGAAGAGGGGGAUAUAGUUGAUGUGUUACUAGGGCUUCAGAAGCAGGGUAACCUCUCAAUAGAUCUCACUCAUGAUCAUAUCAAAGGUGUCAUAAUGGAUCUAAUUGUAGCAGGAACUGACACAAGUGCAUCCACAGCAGUUUGGGUGAUGACUGCAUUAAUGAAGUACCCAAGAACAAUGAAGAAAGCUCAAGAAGAAGUAAGAAAUCUUUAUGGAAACAAAGAUUUCAUCGAUGAAGAGGAUAUUCAAAACCUGAAAUAUUUGAAGGCAGUGAUAAAAGAGGCAUUGAGAUUGUAUCCAACAGCACCAGUACUACCCAGGGAAACCAAUAAAGGUUUCAUUAUAGAUGGGUAUGAAAUACAACCCAAGACCUUGGUGUAUGUGAAUAUUUGGGCUAUCCAUAGAGACCCUGAGGCCUGGAAAGACCCAGAUGAGUUCUAUCCUGAGAGAUUUUUAAACAAUGAUAUAGAUUUUAAGGGAAGAGAUUUUGAGCUAAUUCCAUUCGGCGCUGGACGUAGAAUUUGCCCUGGCCUUCCAAUGGGAAUUGCCACAGUGGAACUCAUAAUUGCCAAUCUACUAAACUCAUUUGACUGGGAAUUGCCUAUUGGGAUGGCACCAGAAGACAUAGAUGUUGAAGCGCUACCUGGACUUGCCGUACAAAAGAAAAAUCAUCUUUGUCUUGUUGCAAAGAAUCGAAAAUGAAAGUCAGGAGGGCUAUAAUAAUGAAUAUUUAUUCUUGCCUUGUAUCCUGAUUAUAAUUUUCUAGGUCAUGCUUUUAUCACUUUUGUUGUUUUUUCAUUUGGUGGUCAUUGGUUCAUCUUUUGUAGUUGGAGCUUAGCGUAAUAAAGGGGUGGGGUCUCAUACUGUGCAAGUUUUCUCUUUUAGGUUGGUCCUUUGGGGAUUUUUUUACUUAAGUUUCCUCCCUUGGGAGAGGUUUGUUCCCAAGUUUUCUUCUUUUCAAUAAAUUCAUCUUUUGGUGUAAAAAAAAUUACUAAACAAAUUUCCUAUAG